Acanthaster planci (crown-of-thorns starfish) is the source of this 2799-nucleotide messenger RNA. Its product is annotated as dnaJ homolog subfamily A member 1-like. Gene Ontology annotation, biological process: protein folding; response to heat. The record is from RefSeq and is a predicted model, not a curated record. NCBI's taxonomy places the organism in Eukaryota, Metazoa, Echinodermata, Asteroidea, Valvatida, Acanthasteridae. Gene Ontology annotation, molecular function: ATP binding; Hsp70 protein binding.
AAAUUCUAGAGAAUCAGGAUCUGAGUCAAUGCGCGAGCCCGUGAGCGUGAGUUUGCUAUUUCUUCGAACAGGUGCUGGCCAUUUAAUUUGCGUCGAGCCGCUGCUUCUAUCAGUCUAGGAUUUUGUGCUUAUUUCGUCUGUCAGUUAAAGUUUAAUGUAAGCAUUCCUCCAUGAUAUAGAAAUAGCGAUCUAUUGAGACAUCAGCAUGGUCAAGGAGAUGGGAUAUUAUGACCUGCUGGGCGUGAAGCCCAGUGCCAGUGAAACCGAGCUAAAAAAGGCUUACCGCAAGCUGGCCCUGAAGUACCAUCCUGACAAGAAUCCCGAUGACCCAGAAAAGUUCAAACUGAUUUCCCAAGCUUAUGAAGUCCUGAGCGACGCCAAGAAGAGGAAGAUCUACGAUGAGGGAGGCGAGCAGGCGCUUAAGGAGGGGAGUGGAGGCGGUCCCCACAACCCCAUGGACAUCUUUGACAUGUUCUUUGGCACACACUCGAGGACGCACGAGCGACGCUGCAAGGACGUGAUCCACCAGCUGGGGGUGACGCUGGAAGAGAUGUACAAUGGCUCGCUGCGAAAGCUAGCCCUCAAGAAGAAUGUCGUGUGUGACAAGUGUGAAGGCCGUGGAGGUAAAAAGGGUGCCGUGGAGACGUGCAAUGCCUGCAAGGGGACGGGAGUCCAGGUGCACAUCCGCCCCAUUGGGCCGGGCAUGGUGCAACAGAUGCGGACGGGCUGCGGGGAGUGCCAGGGCCAGGGGGAGAAGAUUAAUCCUAAGGACCGCUGCAAACAGUGCCUAGGGAAGAAAAUCAUCAAGAACACCAAAAUCCUGGAGGUCCACAUAGACAAAGGAAUGAAGGACGGUCAGAAGAUAACAUUCCAUGGGGAAGGGGACCAGGAACCCGGUCUGGAACCAGGCGACAUCAUCAUUUUACUGGAGGAGAAGCCCCACAAGACUUUCAAGAGGAAAGGCCGUGAUCUUGUCACAGAGUUGAGGAUAGAGCUGGUGGAAGCCCUCUGUGGCUUUAAGCGCAUUAUAAAGACACUGGACGAUCGAGAAUUAGUCAUUACCUCCCAUGAAGGUGAUGUAAUCAAGCACGAUGACAUCAAGGUGGUCCACAACGAGGGCAUGCCCACCUACCGCUCGCCCUUCGACAAGGGCCGUCUCAUCAUCCACUUCACAGUCAACUUCCCCCAGACAGGCCAGAUCCCCGCUGAGGCCAUCCCCAAGCUGGAGGCCAUCCUGCCCGAGCGGCCCGAGUACAUGGUGGGCGACGAUGCCAUGGAGGUCAACCUGACGGACUAUGAUCCCCAGCGCCACCAUGGGCAAGGUCGCUAUGGCAAUGCCUAUGACGAGGACGAGGAUGACUAUCACGGUGGGCGGGGCGGGGGUGUGCAAUGCCAAACCCAAUAAGUCCCACUUCAGGACUGAAUCCGGCAAUUAAAUACUACUCCCGGGUUUAAAUGUUAUGUAUUGUUUGCUUAAAUUAUAUUCAACGAUGACGAGCGUGUUACAGGUAUCUUCCUCAUUGUACCGUGCAUUACAGUGUUACUCUUUGAAUUUUUACAUUGCAUAAAGGGUUGUAUUGUAAGUGGAGAGGAGAAGGUAAUGAUGAGCCCCCACCAUCAGACUCCUUUGUCUUAUUAUGUCCACAGACGUAAAUCCAGCCAUAAUUCCUUUGUAGCUCUGUUGUUUCUGAACAAAAGUUAUGCAUUUUUUGCAAUUGGAUUUUGUACUGGGCAUUUGUAUGUAUUUUAUGGGAAUUUAAUUUGCCUGCAAGCAAAAGACUUUGCUGUUUCAUGGGCACAUCUUAAAGUAACUCAACAGUAUUAAUUUGUAGAUUCCAGGUGCAUUGUGAUGUAAUAUCGUCCUCAUGCGGUGGUUCGGAAGAAGUCUAUGCUGAGUGUGUGAGCAUUGAGAACAUCUAGGAUUUGGACAAACAGGAUUGGUUCCAAUCAAGCCUGGACCCAGUACAUAGCCAUGUCCAAACUACUUGGCUGCGGCUUCAAAUAAGACACAACUCUAUGAGAAGUGACUGCAUUCACAUUCAUAGACUCCUGUGUCAUUUCAAGCAAUAGCCGAGUAAUUUGGACAGGCCUUAAUAUAUAGGGCUGAUAUAAAGCACACAUAAAUGGCUAAGCAAAGAAAACACUUGCCCAGCGAAUGCAUGUAUCUCAUGUGACCGGUUCCCGGCUUUCUUUCUGGGCAGCUCAAAAAAUUUCCUGAGCUGCUCAACAAGCACGCACGUGAUCUGUAGUAGCCGCACUUGCUUAGGGUUUGUCUGUUGUGGAGGUGGAGUGUGAAGCCAUGCACAACCAGAAUGACAGAAAACUGAAUGGAGAGAACACCUGCAUGGUUUCACUCGCUAGGUAUGCUGUCUGAAAGCAACCAUGUUCGUAUGACGUUGGUGAGGCAUCAAACAGAAUGGCAUUUGGCGUUGUUUUGUUUGGACCCACCUUUUUGCAACACCACACACUGGCCAGGCUGUAUCAUGCAGGCUGGAUGCGAAACUUGCUUGCUGUGAAUGCACCGUGGUGUCGAACAGAUGAUUGAGAACCAAUCUUAAAUCCACUGGCAUUUCAGAGUUGUGUCACUGCUCCACAGCAUUUUAUUGUUUCCGCUUCCGAAAGGUAUUGUAAAAAAGUUUUGGUCAUACCAUGAAGCGAUAAUAGUUUGGUGUACCACGAAGUGAUAGCCCAGCAGUUUGACUCAUUACAAUUUUGUAUUACAGUUCACAGCGCAGCAACAAUCCAUGAUAACUUAGUUUGUGGUGUGACUGACAGAAUAAAAACAAGACUUGCAUUACA